GGAGCUGUCGCCGGACCCCUUCCAGCCGCCCUCGGCACGGCGAGGAGGGGUCUCUGCGCCCCGGCUCCCCCCCAGCUGCUCCCCGGCUUGGCCUCCCGGCCCGUCACCGCGCCGCCGAGCCGGUGCCCCCACCACCUCUUUUUCCAGCCCCACCACAGAAGUCCCCUUGCCCAUGGGCGAGUUCCUCAGCUGGGUCAGCGAGUCGUGGAGGGCGGCAGCUCCUCGGCCGUGCCGGCCAGCCCAGACGCCCCAUGCUGCGGACAACGCCGGUGUCCCCGGGGGGAGCGCGGAUGGGACGUCGCCGGACAGGGACAUGGAGAGCGGGCGGAGGCCGGCGGUGCAGGAGCAGCUGCAGGCGCUGCGGCAGUGGCUGGACGCCCUGGAGAAGAGGUUGCCAGUCCCGCCGGAGCCCGGCGCUGCCCCCCAGGUGUCCCUGCGGGCUGUCCCCGUCCCCGAGGAGGCGGCGUCGGGGAGCACGGAGCGAGGCCAGGACACGCUGGAGAGCCUGCUGGCCUGGGUGGCCGACAUGGAGGAGCUGGUGGGCAACCAGAAGCCGCCCUCGGGGGAGGCGAAGGUGGCCAAGGCACAGCUGGAGGAGCAGAAGCUCCUGAAGCGGCUGCUGGAGGAGCGGAGGCCGCGGGUGGAGCUGGUCCUGCAGGAGCGACCCGAGUCCCCGGUGCCGGGCUGCGGCCCCCUCCCCAGCCUCGGGGAGAAGUGGGGGCGGCUGGUGCAGGAGGCUGAAGCCAGGUACGGCCGCCUGGAGCGCAUCCUGCCGGCGGCGCAGGGCUUCCAGGAGGCGGUGGACUCCUUCCAGGAGUGGCUGGGAGCCACCGAGCGGCAGCUGGCCCAGCUGUGGCACGCCAACGGCUGCGUCGCCCACCUGCAGGACGCCCACCGGCAAACCCAGGCCCUGUGCGAGGAGAUCCGCGGGCGGCUGGGAGAGCUGGACGUCACCCUGGAGAGCGGGCAGCGGGUGCUGGAGAUGGUGACAGGGGAGGAGGCCCAGCUGGCGCAGGAGAAGAUGGAGUCCCUGCGGAUGCGGUACCUGAUCGUGGGGCAGAGCAGCGCCGACACCAUGCACCGGCUGGGACAGACCCUGGAGGCCUCCUCCCGCCUGGGCACGGGCCAGGAGGACCUGGCGCUGUGGCUGGGACGCAUGGAGAAGGAGCUGGCCUCCUGGGACAGCCAGCCCGGCCACCAGGAGCCCCCCGUCAGCGACAGCGACAGGGAGAAGUUCGAGCAGAUCCUGGACUCCCAACUUGCCCACUUGGCCGGGCUGGGCCAGCGGCUGGAGGAGAUCGGCCACGUGCAGCUGGACGCCCAGGCCCUGUGCUCCCAGCUCUCCGACCAGAAGCUCCUCUCAGCCGAGAUCCUGCACCACCGGGGGCUGGCUGAGCGGCUGCUGGGGGUCUCCGACCCCCUGCUCCUCUCCUGCCCCGAGCCCCUGCGCCUGCGCCUCCAGCCCUCGGUGCAGGCGCUGCGGGAGCGCACGGAGCAGCUCUUCCUGCGCAGCGGGGCCUGCGCCGUCCAGCUGGAGCACGCCCAGUCCCUGCUGGCCCAGUUCGCCGAGGCCCUCCAGGAGCUCUCGCCCUGGCUGGAGGAGACCCAGCUCCUCGGGGAGCAGCUUUCCCCCGAGGCCAUCAGCUACGAGGCCUUCAAGGAGCAACAGGCGCUGCUGCAGUGCCUGCGGGAGGCCAUCGCUGAGCACCGGCCGCUGAUGGGGAAGCUGCAGCGCGUCUCGGCACAGCUGGAGGAGCUGAGCCCGGAGCAGGGCGCCCCGUUCCGGCAGCGCUGGCGGGAGGCGGAGGAGCGGUACGGCCGCGUGCGCCAGCGCCUGCGGCAGGCGGCGGCUCUGCUGGAGGAUGCUCUGCCGAGAUACAGCCAGCUGACGGAGCGCAUGGAGCUGCUGCGGGAGUGCCUGGAGCGGCUGCAGAGCCGGGUGCAGGGCCAGCCCGCCCUGCGGGGGGACGCGGCCCACCUGCGGGAGCAGAUCCGGGAGAACGGGCUGGCCCUGGGCGAGCUGGAGAAGCUGGGGGUGGCCCUGGAGACGGUGCGGGCGCAGGGCAGCGAGCUGCUGGCCAGCAUGCAGGAGGCCAACUCCCACGCCGCCGCCAGAGGGAUCCAGGAGGGGACGGCGGAGCUGGUGUCCCGCUGGGGCGAGCUGCGCGGGCGCUGCCAGGAGCAGGAGCGGUGGCUGCGGGAGCUGCUGGCCCUGGCCGACCGCUUCUGGCCCGGCCUGGCCGAGCUGGCCCUGACCCUCAGCGACACCCAGCAGCUGGUCCUGGGGCUGGAGGAGGCCGGCGGGGACCCCGAGGCCAUCCGCGCCCGGCUCCGCACCAUGCAGGCGCUGCGGGAGGAGAUCGACGCGCUGCAGGGCGAGCUGGACACGCUGGGCAGCCUGGGCGUGGAGCUCAUGUCCUCCUGCGGGGACCCCGACAAGCCUGAUGUCACCAAGAGCCUGGACGAUCUCUACUGCUCCUGGCACAGCCUGAACAAGGUGUGGACGGAGCGGUACGGCCGCCUCCAGGAGCAGCUCCAGGCCGCCCUCAGCUACCAGGAGACCAUGCAGCGGGUGUUCGAGUGGCUGGACACGGCCGAGCUGCGCAUGGCGGAGGAGUUCCUGGUCGGCGGGGACCUGGACAUGGUGCAGCAGCAGCUGGCGGAGCUGAAGGAGUUCAAGAGGGAGCUCUACCAGUGCAAGGUGGACGUGGAGAGCCUGCGGCACCAGGGCAGCCCAGGGGGUGCGGGGCAGGGGGACCCCCCGGCCCCCCUCAGCGACUUCCGCCAGCGCUGGGACCGGCUGGAGGAGGAGAUUGUUGGCCGCCAGCACCAGCUGGAGGCGGCGCUGCUGGGGCUGGGGCAGUUCCACCACCAGCUGGAGGAGCUGCUGCAGUGGCUGCGCCGCGCCGCCGAGCAGCUGCAGGGCCCCGCCAUGCUGCGCCCCGACCUGCAGAGCUGCGAGAUCGAGCUGGCCAAGCACAAGGUGCUGCGUAACGACGUGAUGUCCCACGCACACACGGUGCAGUCAGUGACGGAGGCCGGGCAGGGUUUGCUGCUCUCCAGCCUGGGGGGGGAGAGCGUGGAGGGGCUGCAGCGCAGCCUCCAGCAGCUGGGCCAGCGCUGGGACUUGGUGCGCAGCGAGACCGAGAGCCGCCAGCUGGAGCUGGAGAACAACCUCAGCCAGGUGCAGGACAUCACGCUGGAGAUGACGGAGCUGCUGCAGUGGCUGGAGCAGGUGGAGCUGCAGCUCUUCUUCUCCAAGCCGGCCUGGGGCCAUCCUGACACCACCAAAGAGACGCUGGCCGCCCACCUGGAGCUGUGCAAGGAGCUGGAGUCCAAGCAGGAGGCGUACAGCGGGCUGCGGGAGCGGCUGCAGCGGCUACUUGCCUCCUGCCGCGCCGGCCGGCCCUGCAGCACCGAGCACAGCCUCCGCAUGCUGGAGCAGAAGUGGGAGAGCGUCCACGCCGAGGCCCAGGAGAAGAAGGAGCUCCUGGCCGAGGGGCUGACGGUGACCACCGAGUUCCACGGCACCGUGCAGGAGCUGCUGCGCUGGGUGGCUGAGGCCGAGGAGCUGCUGGGCUCCCCCGCGCCCCCCAGCUUCGUCCUGGACACCGUCACCGCACAGAUCCAGGAGCACAAGGCCCUGGUGAAGGAGGCGAAUGCCCGCGGGGAGAAGCUGGCCGGGCUGGAGGCGGUGGCGUCGCGGCUGCAGGACUUCAGCAGGAAGCAGGACGGGGCCGUCAUCCAGAGCCUGGUGCUGGCGGCGCGGGAGCGGCUGGGCAGGGUGCUGCGCAGGGCGGCCGAGCGCGGGGCCGCGCUGGAGGAGGCCCGCAAGCGCAGCAAGCAGUUCAGCGAGUCCCGGCGGCUGCUCCUGGACUGGAUGGACGAGGUGGAGCAGAGCCUGGAGGUGCCACAGGACACUGCCACCAGCCAGGAGGAGAUCAAGUGCCAGCUGGCUGAGCACAAGGCUUUCCAGAAGGUGCUGCGGUCCAAGCGGCCGGUGUACGAGGCCACGCUGCGGAGCGGGCGGGCGCUGCGGGAGAGAGCCCGGCUCCCCGAGGACCUGCAGCCGCUGGAGGAGCUGCUGGGGGAGCUGAAGGAGCGCUGGGACGGGCUGUGCGGCCGGGCUGCGGAGAGGCAGCACAAGCUGGAGGAGAACCUGCUCUUCUCGGGCAAGUUCACGGACGCGCUGCAGGCCCUCAUGGACUGGCUGUACCGGGCUGAGCCACAGCUCAGCGAGGACGUGCCCGUCGGAGGGGACCGGGACCUGGUCAGUGACCUCAUGGACAAGCACAAGGUGUUCCAGAAGGAGCUGGGCAAGCGGGCCAGCUGCAUCAAGAUGCUGAAGCGCUCGGUGCGGGACCUGACGCGCGGCAGCAGCAGCGUGGACUCCCAGUGGCUGCAGAAGCAGAUGGAGGAGCUGAGCGCCCGCUGGGACCUGGUCUGCAAGCUCUCCCUCUCCAAGCAGGCCCGGCUGGAGGACGCGCUGCGGCAGGCGGAGGAGUUCCACAGCCUGGUGCACUCCUUCCUGGGCCGCCUCUCCGAGUCUGAGAAAGCCCUCAAGUACGGCGGCUUCCCCGAGGAGGAGCCGGCCGUGCAGGAGUGCCAGGACCAGCUGCAGGAGCUGAUGAAGUCCCUGCAGUGCCAGCAGCUGGAGCUGGAGUGCAUCACCUCACUGGGGGAGGAGAUCCUCGCCACCUGCCACCCCGACUCCAUCGUCACCAUCAAGUCCUGGGUCACGGUCGUCAAGAGCCGCUUCCAGGAGGUGAGCAGGGAGCUGAUGAAGUCCCUGCAGUGCCAGCAGCUGGAGCUGGAGUGCAUCACCUCACUGGGGGAGGAGAUCCUCGCCACCUGCCACCCCGACUCCAUCGUCACCAUCAAGUCCUGGGUCACGGUCGUCAAGAGCCGCUUCCAGGAGGUGCUGAGCUGGGCGCAGCAGCAGGGCGAGCGGCUGCGGGCGCAGCGGGCCAGCCUGGCCGCCGAGCGGGAGGAGGUGGCCCAGCUGAUGGACUGGAUCACGGCCGCCGAGGAGGCGCUGAGCCUGCGGGACCAGGAGCCGCUGCCGGAGGAGGCCGAGCAGCUGGAGGAGCUCAGCGCCCAGCACACGGUCUUCAUGGAGGAGCUGAACCGCAAGCAGCCCGAUGUGGAGAAGGUCACCAAAAGCAGCAAGCAGAAGCUGGCCACAGAGCUGGGCCCCCCCGUUGCCCGCCGGCUAGCCACACGGCGCCGCAGCAGCGGGAAGGUGCAGGGUGGGCCGGCGGCCCCGCUCGGGGGGCUGGAGCCACAGACCCCCCUCAUGGCCCAGCUCCUGCACCGCUGGCAGCAGCUCUGGCUGCUGGCCCUGGACCGGCAGUACCGGCUGGAGACGGCCACGCAGCGCCUGCGGGAGCUGGAGGAGUUUGCUCACUUCGACUUCGGGGUCUGGAGGAAGCGGUACGUGCAGUGGAUCGGCCAGAUGAAGUCCCGUGUCCUGGACGUUUUCCGAGGCAUCGACAGGGACCAGGACGGGCGCAUCAGCCAGCGGGAGUUCAUCGAGAGCGUCCUCUCCUCCAAGUUCCCCACCAAUGUCCUGGAGAUGAACGCGGUGGCCAGCAUCUUCGACAUGAACGGUGACGGCUUCAUUGACUACUACGAGUUCGUCAGCGCCCUGCACCCCAACCGCGACCCCCUGCGCCGCAUCGCCGACGCCGACCAGAUCCAGGAUGAGGUGAACAGGCAAGUGGCCCAGUGCAACUGUGCCAAGCGCUUCCAGGUGGAGCAGAUCAGCGCCAACCGGUACCGGUUCGGGGAGUCCCAGCAGCUGCGGAUGGUGCGGAUCCUGCGCAGCACCCUGAUGGUGCGGGUGGGAGGGGGCUGGAUCGCGCUGGACGAGUUCCUGGUGAAGAACGACCCCUGCAGAGUGAAGGGAAGGACCAAUCUGAAGAUCAACGAGAAGUACCUGUCCCCCGACGCCUUUGGGGCCACCGCUGCCAAGUGCCCGGGCAACCAGUCGGCCCCCUCCUCCAAAGUGCUGUCCCCCAGCCGCUCCAACUCCAGCCUCAGCCUCUACAGCAGCGCCUCCGCCCCCUCCAGCCCCCUGGCCAGGAAGUCGGUGCUGCGGAGGACGCGCUCCGGUGACCGGUGUCCCCGCUCCCGUGGCUCCCUGCUGCCCGACGGGGCCGAGCUGCAGUUCACCGCUGCCGAGGAGAGCCCGGCCGUGGCACCCCCAGAGCCACCCGAAGGGUCCCCCCCGGAGCGCUGCAGCCCCUGCCGCUGACCCCCGAGUCCAGCCACCCACCCUGCACCCAGCCCCACUCAGGACUCUCCUCCCCGAGGCCGGAGGAUGGUGAAGCCGCAGCCCCACGGUCCUGCGGACCCCUCCCGAGCGGGCGCCCCCCGGCAAGGGCUGAGCUCUCUGUCUGUCACCCAUCCCACCGGGCCCAGACCCGGCGUAUAUGCAAGUAUCCCCCCCCCCAACACACACCAAACACCCCCCCCCGGGCUCUGGCUGGCACAGCCCCC
This is a messenger RNA of Calidris pugnax (ruff), 6501 nucleotides long. RefSeq names its product dystonin-like. NCBI's taxonomy places the organism in Eukaryota, Metazoa, Chordata, Aves, Charadriiformes, Scolopacidae. Gene Ontology annotation, molecular function: calcium ion binding; microtubule binding; structural molecule activity. The transcript is spliced from 42 exons. Gene Ontology annotation, biological process: hemidesmosome assembly; intermediate filament cytoskeleton organization; wound healing. Gene Ontology annotation, cellular component: focal adhesion; hemidesmosome; membrane. The record is from RefSeq and is a predicted model, not a curated record. The coding region runs from base 173 to 6256 and encodes 2027 amino acids.